AUGACGCUAGUCCCAGUGCGGCUAGCGCAUGUCGGCGUGAACGAUGCUGAUGCCUCCGACCCCGCCAACACGACAAUGAGAUUGCCAGUCUGUAUCCACUUUGUACGCUACCACUCUGUCAGUCACAUACCUCCCUACAGAGCUCUUCUGGAUAGCUUCAACGGCCUGUGCUUUUCCAUUGGAAACAUCUCUCCCGCCGUCGUGUUUGUUGGCUGCUGCUUUGCACCUUGUGUCGGAUCCCCCAGCUCUCUGGUUACCCGGCCAACCCCCAGCUCUCUUUGCCAUACAAACAACCAUCACCCAUCCAUUCAUUCUAUCAUCCUGUCAGCCCUCUUUUGCUUGCUAGCCCCACCCGUUACCAUGUCGGAACCAAAAAAAUCAUCCCGAUCCAAGACCUCAAGCAAGGACUCGUCCAAAGUACACAAGCUCGCCCUCAAAGGUUCCUCUAAACUUGUCAAUGAGUUUUUCGAAUACUGCAUCAACACCAUCUUGUUCCAGCGAGGCGUCUACCCAGCCGAAGACUUCACGGCCGUCAAAAAGUAUGGCUUGACCAUGAUGGUGACGGCCGACGACCAGGUCAAGGCCUACAUCAAAAAGAUCAUGUCUCAGCUAAAGGACUGGAUGUAUGGCGGCAAAAUUUCAAAAUUGAUCAUCGUCAUCACCAGUAAAGAGACGGGCGAGCAUGUUGAGCGCUGGCAGUUCGACGUUCAGAUUUUCGGCAAACCCUCAAAAAGCAAAUCCUCCAAAAAGUCUGCAGACAGCGAGAACGCGGUACCCGAUCAGCAGGAUCCCCCAGAAGAGAAGACAGAGGCCCAGAUUCAAGCCGAAAUUCAGUCCAUCUUCCGGCAAAUCACCGCCUCCGUUACCUUUCUACCCAUGCUCGACGGCAACUGCACCUUCAAUGUGCUUGUCUAUGCCGAUGCCGACUCCGAAGUGCCGCUCGAGUGGGGCGAUAGCGACGCAAAGGAAAUCAAGAACGGCGAAAAAGUCCAAUUGAGAAGCUUCAGCACAAGCAAUCACCGUGUCGAUACCUUGGUGAGCUAUAGACUUGCCGAUUAA
Molecule: messenger RNA, 1059 nt
Organism: Periconia digitata
Lineage: Eukaryota; Fungi; Ascomycota; Dothideomycetes; Pleosporales; Periconiaceae
Source: the annotation of a GenBank genome assembly